Molecule: messenger RNA, 991 nt
Organism: Alligator mississippiensis (American alligator)
Lineage: Eukaryota; Metazoa; Chordata; Crocodylia; Alligatoridae
Gene: COMMD7
Product: COMM domain containing 7
Exons: 9
Coding region: 45-647 (200 amino acids)
Biological process (GO): negative regulation of DNA-templated transcription; tumor necrosis factor-mediated signaling pathway
Molecular function (GO): NF-kappaB binding
Source: RefSeq, a predicted model, not a curated record
GGAGCCGGCGCGGGCCCGACACCGACACCGACACCGACACGGGCAUGGGGCCGCUGCACUUCACCCAGGAGCCGGUGCCGGAGGCGGUGAGCGGAGACAUGCACAACCUCGACCAGCUCAGCGCCCAGCAAUUCUCGGCGCUGACCGAAGUGCUCUUCCGCUUCUUGACGGAGCCCAAGGAGGUGGAAAGGUUUCUGACUCAGCUCUCGGAAUUUGCUGCCACGAACAAAAUCAGCCUGGGGCCUUUGAAAAAUAUCGUCAAAAGUCUCCUCUUGGUGCCGAACGGUGCCCUGAAGAGGAACCUGUCGUCUGAACAAGUCAAGGCGGACUUCAUUGCUCUGGGGCUCAGCGAAGAGAAAGCCAGUUACUUUGCAGAGCAGUGGAAGCUGAAUUCCCCCACCCUGACCAGCCUGGCUGUUGGGCAGACCCUGAUGAUCAACCAGCUUAUAGACAUGGAGUGGAAGUUUGGAGUGACUGCAGGGAGCAGCGAACUGGAAAAAGUGGGAAGUAUCUUCUUGCAGCUGAAACUGGUGGUUAAAAAAGGAAACCACACAGAGCCUGUGUAUGUCGAGCUGACGCUGCCCCAGUUCUACAGUUUUCUGCAUGAGAUGGAACGAGUCAAAACCAGUCUGGAGUGUUUCAGUUGAAACCAGAUGGGACCGAAUUAAUAGCACGGCCCGGCACUUUCGCCCUGUGGGCCAGCACGUCUCAUCUCGCUGCUGCUCCGUAACCUCUUGCUAGAUGGAGACUGCGCAGUUUUGUAAGCAAAGCUCUCAAGUCCUUCUGCCCUCAGUCGGGACCGGCCCUUAAACCCGUUCUAGUUCUGUCCUUCCGAGUCCGAGACCUUUACGGGUACUCCUCGUAGCCGACAGCCAAGCAGACCCGCGCUGCUCUUCUGUCCUAGCCACUGAGAGAGUAUUGUCAGAAGUAAAUGGAAGUCAGCUUAUAGAGGUAGCGUGCAAGCUAGGAAGUAAAUAAAGAGUCGCAUUAA